Phytophthora sojae is the source of this 2934-nucleotide messenger RNA. RefSeq lists its product as hypothetical. Lineage: Eukaryota; Oomycota; Peronosporomycetes; Peronosporales; Peronosporaceae. The transcript is spliced from 7 exons. The record is from RefSeq and is a predicted model, not a curated record. Bases 1 to 2934 code for a protein of 977 amino acids.
AUGGCUCAUCCAUCGCGUGCGUUCGCCGACGCGGCUGCCGCUGCUCUUCGGGCUCUCCAGUGCUCCGGACCGGCUCGUUCGGCGGGUGCCACCGCCCCUAUCGCCGCUGGUGCUGUGCCUCCAGCCCCGGCCGCGUCUGCAGGUGACCCUACGCUUCUUCCUGUCGCCUCCGGGACCUCGGUCCACUCUCCACCGGCUCCUCCAAGUAGUCCUGAGUCUGCUGCUGGGGCGACCGAGACUCCCCCGCCGGCAGCUCCCAUUGAAGAGGCUCCCGACUCGCCGCCGACACCACCGCCAAGCGCCAGCGCUCCACCGUCGCCAACUCCCGCGCCUUCGGUCACGUUGGCAACUCGCGGGGCGUCGGUUCCUCCGACAGCGGUUGUCUUGGGCGAGCAGCAGGUGCUGGAACUCGCUCGUCUCGUCGUGGGUGUUGCCCGUUUGCCUCUAGCUCGAGUCAACCCUGUUCUCGACCGCAACCUGCAAGCUGCCACUAACGUCGGUGAGGUGCUGGCCGCGGCUGUGGCCCCUCUCGACGAGGAGAUGCAUCUCCGCCAACGGGCUGACUAUUUCCUUGUGACGGCCAACUCGGACUGCAACCAAGCGCUCCAGAACAUCCAAGACAUGCGUACCGAGCUCACACACGCUAAUCAGCAGUUGUUGGAGAUGAACGCGGCCAUCUCCCAGCACGGCAACAUUACUCGGUCGUUGGAAGGUCGGACGCAGACCGCGGAAGCAGACGCAGCAGCUGCUGUUCGCCGGAACACGCAGAUCCAUGAGCGUAUCAAAGCAAGCCUCGUUGUCUACAACACCCAGUUGGAAAAGCUUCGGAAGCAGUUGGCCGACCGUGACCGAGCUGAUGUUAUCCCUGCCCGUAUCAGGGCGUUGACGGACGAGAACAACAGCUUGCGACGGGCCAACUCUAUCCUUCGACGGCACUCGGCAGCCUAUGGGCUCUACGUGGAUUCCUUGGUCUUGGCCUCGGCUGGCAUCUCCGCCGCUGAGAUCGACUGGAAUCUCCUCGGGCUGUCUCCACUGACGGUCACUGUCGCGAGUCCGCGCCGUAACAAAUCCUCGUCCGAGGAAGAGGAAGAGUCCAAGACGGCUGGCGUAUCGAUGGCUGAGCCUACCGAGGGUUCAGCUGCUCCCGCGGCUUCGCAGGUGGUGUCUGCUGGUUUGUCUGAGUCCACCGGGGCGUUCAAGCGCAAGCCCGAUUCGCAAGCCGAGUCGGCCUCUGCCGAGGGCACGACCGUCGGUCGACCUGAGAGUCAGAGCUGCAGCGGCCGCUGGGUCAUCCAGCCUCGGUCAGCAUCGGGUGAGGUCCCUGCACCGCCUCCGUCGACGCCACGACCCUCAACGACGUUCCGAACUAGCCGGUUGGAUGCUCAGCCUCUUCCGUACGAGCACUCGGACGUGCCGCUAUACCCUAGGUUGACGGGCGCUACUCUAGUUCCUCAGCCAGCUCGGUCUCCACCUCCGCGGGACGAGGGGUAUCCCGACUUCGAGUUCGGCGGUGCUGGAAGUCCAGACGACGUCCCGCAAGACGAUCUUGAGCCCGGCGAGAUUCCGGAAGCGCCGGCCGGUACAGAGGAGGCUGAAGGCCCCGCUUCCGAGGCUCCUGCUACUACCACCGAGUCUCCGCCUGCCGUCCCGGUUCCCGAAGCUGCGUCGAUCGUGUCCCAAGCCUUGGUCAGCGUUGGUCCGACGGGCGACGCACCUGCCGAGUCUCCUGAUGGUGACAACGAGGGUCCGUCUGCCUCGAGAAGCUCGCCGUCGGCUCCUCCAACGAGGACUGCCGCUGGCCCCGGUGACUCAUCGCCUCCCGAGGGCUCGCCAGAAGGAGGGUCGUCGGAUGGCUCGGAGACCUCGGAGGAUCGUGCAGCACUCAUGCGAGAGAUGUUUGGCUCCGACGACGAAAGCGAAGCCUCGGCUGCCCAACGGACAGGUCCUGCAGCACCUCCGGCACCUCAGGCUACGGCGACCGAGGUUCCUGUGGUUGCCCAAGCCGCUCCAGCUGCGCUGCCCCAUCGACCUUACACUCGGUCGACUUCGGUUCAUGCUCACGCGUUGGUGACAGCUACAGUGACUGCCACACCGAGGGCUGGUCCUGCUUCUAUCGCCCCUGCGGUGGUCGACGCUUCGGACGCGGCGGCAGGGUCGCGCAAGCUCAACAACCUGGCGUCACUGUUUCUCGAACCGGGAUUCGUGUCACCCGGCGGUCAAGAGUGUUGGAGUUUGAUCCAGAACGCUAGCGUGCCUCUCAUUUUUGACGACGACUUAGUUGCUCCGUGUUCGGCGGACGGGAUCAAGGCCUUCGGCAAGGCGACCCUCGGGCUGGCCCUGUGGGAGCGUCGUCAUUGGAUUUGGGCGAAGGCCAUCAAAGCAUUCAUCGACAACCUCGCUGCAGCACUCGGUCACCGCAACCCGGUGGUUGUGAAGCUUCGCAAGAAGUGGGCCAAGUACUACAAGCAGCGCAGCUACCGUGCGGACCGGUUGCGAGAUCGGAUGCCCCACCAGCACCCGACCGAGGUUCUUUUGGAGCCCUCUUACUCGCAAUACUCGUUCGAGGUGAUGGAGUGGGCCCCUACGACCGACGACUGGAUCUCUGAGAUUGCCGAACUUGACGCCGGCGAGCCGUGGCGUAACUGCUGGUUUCAAGAUCCAGCAAGCCACCCGUACAACACUGCGUUCGCUCCGUGCAACGAUGUUCCCUUGUUUGUUCCUCGAGACAUGACUAGGGAGGCUGUGGCGUCGUCGGUCGUGAUAGAGCCGUCGUUGCGGACGUCGAUGGUCGUUGCCCCGUGGGUCACCGAGUUUGCUGCUGCUCAUGAAGCUCGCUCUCCUAGCCCCUCGUCGGGGACCAAGGGGUCGGACGAAGGGGCAUCCUCUACGGAGUCGAACCUUGGCGUGCUGGCUCAGAUUUCGUCGGAGAUCUAA